CAUCAUAGUCCUUUAAGGUUAUCCCCUCAUCAUUUUUAACAUUAUUAACUGCUGAAUCCAAUAACUUGACGCAGAAUUUCACUGCAAGUAUAUCUAUGGUUUCCAUGUUGCUGCAUAUAUGCAUGCAUUGAUGGAAGACGAACCUGAGAAAUAUCAGUCACACUUCAGCGUGUAUCUCAAAUCGGGUCUUGAGCCAGACAGUAUUGAGGAGAUGUACAAAAAGGUUCAUGUUGCCAUACGUGCAUACCCAAGCCCAAAGAAGUCUGGAAAACAGCCUCCUAAGCAGCACAAGAG
Capsicum annuum is the source of this 294-nucleotide messenger RNA. RefSeq names its product 60S ribosomal protein L5-like. Gene Ontology annotation, biological process: translation; ribosomal large subunit assembly. Lineage: Eukaryota; Viridiplantae; Streptophyta; Magnoliopsida; Solanales; Solanaceae. Gene Ontology annotation, molecular function: 5S rRNA binding; structural constituent of ribosome. Gene Ontology annotation, cellular component: ribosome; cytosolic large ribosomal subunit. The record is from RefSeq and is a predicted model, not a curated record.